AUGAGGUCCGUUCCUUGCUUUAUGCGGCCGCUUCUGGACCUUUGCCUCCCAUUUUCUUGGAAAUACAAGGCCCAUCUCCGCGCAGGAAAAAAGGUGCUCAUACCCGAGGUGGAACGUCGGCGAGACCUCGAAACCACCGGUGUUGACUAUGUGAAACCCAACGACUUGCUGCAAUCCAUGGUAGAAAUGACGAAUCCCGACGACGAAGAGGGUCAACCUGAUACUCUGGCCCAGCUAAUGAUGACCAUGACUGCCAUCGCCGGCCACAGCACGGCGGCAUCUGGAUCCCAUGUGAUUUUCGACCUCGUCUCUCGCCCCGAGUACAUCGACUUGCUACGUGAAGAGGCUCAAACGACGCUCCAAAAGAGCGAGAUGCGUUUCACAAAGCAGUCCUUGUCGGGUUUACGCAAAAUGGACAGCUUCAUGCGAGAAUCUCAGCGGCAUAACCCCCUUUCACUGUUGGGAUUUCUUCGCGUCGUCAAAGCGCCCGCCGGCAUCACUCUGCAAGACGGCACGCACGUCCCGUACGGCACGCAGCUCUGCAUCCCGCCGCACUCCAUCUCCAGCGAUCCGACGGUGCUCGAGGACGCCGAAUCGUUCAACGGGCUUCGCUACUACGAGCAGCGCCGCCGGGACCCCGGCCAGGAAAACAAACACCAGUACGCUACCACGGACAAGAUUCACUUGCAUUUUGGUUAUGGCAAAUGGGCUUGUCCGGGGCGUUUCAUGGCCUCCGACAUGAUGAAGAUGAUUGUUGCUACGCUCUUGCUGCGCUAUGACAUCAAGUAUCCGGAUGGGAAGGGGAGGCCGACAAAUGGACAUAUUCAUGAGUUUCCGUUUAUGAAUAUCUACACGAAGCUCUUGAUGAAGAGACGGGAUGAUCUGCCGGUCGUGUAG
This is a messenger RNA of Metarhizium brunneum ARSEF 3297, 897 nucleotides long. It is a transcript of the gene ltmK, whose product is annotated as Cytochrome P450 monooxygenase ltmK. Gene Ontology annotation, molecular function: heme binding; monooxygenase activity; iron ion binding. The record is from RefSeq and is a predicted model, not a curated record. NCBI's taxonomy places the organism in Eukaryota, Fungi, Ascomycota, Sordariomycetes, Hypocreales, Clavicipitaceae.